This is a messenger RNA of Effrenium voratum, 1714 nucleotides long. NCBI's taxonomy places the organism in Eukaryota, Dinophyceae, Suessiales, Symbiodiniaceae. The record is from the annotation of a GenBank genome assembly.
UGCUCGAGACGAACAGGGCAACGCAUGGACCUCGAAAUGGGCUGCGAACCCCUCUACUAUGCGGAGAUGUUGGUUGUUUUUUGUGAUUGUAUUUUGGUCAGCAGCAUGUGCCAUCGAGAACUCCGUUGAGGAACUGCACAGUGAGUUGGCAGCUCUGCGGUCUGAAAUUCAGAGCUUGAAGCUGCAGGAGGCACAGCUGAAUGAGCCGCGCCAUUUGGCUGCGAACUCCUCCAUUACUCCAUCCUUUCUGCUGGCAGAGGUGGAAGGCCUCAAGCAGCACAACUUCGAUGUCCAAGAGUCGAUGGAUACACUUUGGCUUUGCGUGUGUGGGUUCGUGGCAUCUCUGAUGCAUGCAGGAUUCGCUAUGUUGGAGACAGGCGCCUGCAGAGCACGGAGUGCCUCGAGCGUUCUCCUGAAGAACGUCAUGAACAUGUGUGUGGGGAGUGUGGGCUGGUGGCUCUGUGGUUGGGCGCUAGCCUACGGCGAUCAGAUCUAUGGAUUUAUAGGCACUUCUGGCUUUGCGACGUCGAAUUUUUUGCAGAGCUCCGGGAGUUUAAUUCAGCCUGCCAAGAUCUGCGAAGAACCCAACUGUGUCAGUAAGAUGGUCAUGUGGUUUUACCAAUGGAUUUUUUGCACUACUUGCGUGAGCAUCGUGAGUGGUGGUGUAGCUGAGCGAGCAAGAACGGCUUCCUACCUUUGUUACUCCUUCGCGAUGUCUGCCUUGAUUUAUCCAGGUGUUGUUGCCUGGACCUGGGGUGGUGGUUGGCUGUCAAGUUUCUUGGGCGUGGGCUUCACAGACUUUGCUGGCAGCGCAGUUGUGCAUCUGACAGGAGGCAUGGGUGCUCUGACCGGCGCUAUCAUGCUGGGACCUCGACGUGGCCGCUUCGAAGAUCCUGCAGCUUUCGAGGCUCACAGUCUGCCCCUGGUUGUUAUGGGCACCUUGAUCCUAUGGUUCGGCUGGUUCGGCUUCAAUGCGGGCUCCACGCUGUCUUUGCACGAUGCCUCCACAGCGGCCUUGGCAGCCCAGGUGGCAGUGAACACCGUGAUGUCUGGUGCAGUUGGCGGCGUAACGGUCUUUUUUCUACGUCUUCUUCAAGCGGGCAGGUAUGACGUUUCUGGAUUGUGCAAUGGCAUUCUGGCAGGUCUCGUUUCGAUCACCGCUGGCUGUGCCAAUAUGACCAGUUUUAGUGCUGUUUGCGUGGGCGCUUUGGGCGGUGGUGUGUAUUGCAUAUUUUCCUCGCUUCUGGUCAAGCUUCAAAUCGAUGAUCCUGUAGAUGCCAGCGCAGUGCAUGGAGCCUGUGGAGUUUGGGGCACCAUGGCGGCGGUUCUUUUCGAUUGGGGUGUCCCGCAGGGGCACUUCCACGGCCUGAGAGGCUGGACUUGCGCGUCGGCACCAAAUUGCGAGAAGGGCAUACUUGGCAGUGCACUUCUGGCGCAGCUUAUCACAGUGGUCGCAAUACUUGGUUGGGUGCUCUCCCUCUCUCUGAUUAUUCUGAUCUCCGCAUCUUUGGCUGGUCAAAUUCGUGUUGAGCAGCGCACGGAAGAGGCUGGCGUCGACCAUACUGAACAUGCCCAAGUAGCCUACGACUUGGACGGAAAGUGAUUCCUGCGUUUUGGACUGCCAUCGAAGAUGUCAGUCCACAGGGUUUUCCUGCAUGGCAUCGAAGAUGCAGCAUGCAGUUUCCGCCGUCAAAGCACCUCCCUGCAGCACAGG